AUGAUUCCCGCCAGACCUCUCAUCCGUUCGACCCUCCCUCGAACUGCGCGCGCUGUCCGCAUCCCUCGCCAGCAGCAGCUUCGCUUCCAGUCUACCACUGCCUCAUCAUCAUCAUCAGCAGGGGCCAGCGGAAGCAGCUCACACUUCGGCGCUGGCAUUGCCGGUGGUCUCGCCGGAGCCGGUCUCUUCUACGCCAUCUACUCCUUCACACCUGCCGGCCGCACCGCUUCCAAGGUCAACAAGGCUGCCAAGGAGGCCGAGAAGAAGUACCAGCUGGCCGCGAAGAAGCUGCAAGAGAACACUCCUUCCCCCGACCAAGCCAUCGACUCCAUUAAGCAAUUCGCCUACUCCUACGUCGGCUGGAUCCCCGGCGGCCGCGCCUACGUCGACACCGCCUUCAACGACUUCGAGACCGUCCGCAAGAACCACAAGGAAGAGGCCGACGAGCUCAUCAACGAUGCCUACAAGCAGUUCCAGGACGUCGCCAAGGCCGGUCUGAGCCUCGAGGCUUUCCACAAGGCGUACGAGGUGCUCGCCGAUCUGUCCAAGAAGAUCGCUAGCCUGUCUGGCGAUGCCAUCUCCGACAUCGUUGACAACCACCCCGAGUUGAAGGAGAAGUUCGGCGGCAACAUCGAUCAGCUGAAGCAGAUGGGAGAGCAGUACGGCCCCGAGGCGAAGAAGCAGGUCGACGAGACGUGGAAGCAGAUCAAGGAUGUUCUCGCCGGAGGCCUCACCGCCAGCAACUUUGAGAAGGCUCGCAAGUUGAUCGAGGACAAGAUCCAGCAGGUCCGUAAGCUCGGCGACGAGGCAUGGAAGAAGGCGUUGGAGGAGGCCAAGCCCUACCUCGACAAGAACCCCAAGGUCAAGGAGCUCGUCGAGAAGAACGCCGAUGCUUUGAAGCAGGGUAACGCGAAGGAACUCUUCGAGAAGGCCAAGUCCGCGGUUGACUCAGGCGACUUGGGUGGUCUGGAGAAGUACGUCGGCGAUGCCGUGGACAAGGCCAAGUCGAAGGGCUCUCAGCUGGGUGGAAGCUUCGGCGGUCUGGACCAGUACUUCAAGAUGAUCCCCGAUGGCGAUCAGAUCAUCCCUAAGUUGAAGCAGCUUCGCGAGGUUGCCGACAAGCACAAGGACGAGGGCGAGAAGCUCUUCAAGGAGACUUUGGAGGAGGUCAAGAAGGUUCUGGAGGCCAAGGGAAAGAAGGCAGAGGAGAUUGCCAACAGCGCCAAGAAGGAGGCCAAAUAA
Molecule: messenger RNA, 1242 nt
Organism: Colletotrichum karsti
Lineage: Eukaryota; Fungi; Ascomycota; Sordariomycetes; Glomerellales; Glomerellaceae
Exons: 1
Coding region: 1-1242 (413 amino acids)
Source: RefSeq, a predicted model, not a curated record